ACUUCAGACAAGUUCUUACUCAAGCCGUCAGCCUCGGUAUGAUUGUUACGUCAGCACUUAUUAUAUGGAAAGGGUUGAUGUGUAUUACUGGGAGUGAGUCACCUGUAGUUGUUGUGCUCUCUGGAAGUAUGGAGCCUGGUUUCAAAAGGGGUGACAUCUUGUUCUUGCACAUGAGUAAGGAUCCUAUUCGAGCUGGAGAAAUUGUUGUGUUUAAUGUUGAUGGACGUGAAAUUCCUAUUGUCCACCGGGUUAUCAAGGUUCAUGAGCGCCAAGAUACUGGAGAAGUAGAUGUUCUGACAAAAGGAGAUAAUAAUUUUGGGGAUGACCGACUUCUGUAUGCUCACGGUCAGCUCUGGCUGCAAAGACAUCAUAUCAUGGGAAGAGCUGUUGGAUUUUUGCCUUACGUGGGUUGGGUGACUAUAAUCAUGACUGAAAAGCCUAUCAUCAAGUACAUACUGAUAGGUGCUUUGGGAUUGCUGGUGAUUACUUCUAAAGAAUAGGGUUGAGGUGUGCCCGACUUUGUGUUGCUGAACUUACUAUAGAGGAAUACAGAGAAACUAUUGGGAAAACUUCACAUCUCAUCUCUGAUUGUGUACUAGUGUACUCCAGAGGGAGUAGAAUUUAGUAUUAACUGGAACAUGUUCAGUGUUGUGUAGACUGUACUCUAUUUUUGCAACUUCGUUGGGCCAAAGAUAUCUUUACCAUUAUGCACCGUCUUCUUAAAAAGAACAGAAACAACACAGAAAAAUUCAAUUCCUUCACUUGCCUGAUUUGGCAAUACU
Molecule: messenger RNA, 782 nt
Organism: Sesamum indicum (sesame)
Lineage: Eukaryota; Viridiplantae; Streptophyta; Magnoliopsida; Lamiales; Pedaliaceae
Source: RefSeq, a predicted model, not a curated record